Molecule: messenger RNA, 435 nt
Organism: Neurospora crassa OR74A
Lineage: Eukaryota; Fungi; Ascomycota; Sordariomycetes; Sordariales; Sordariaceae
Exons: 4
Coding region: 1-435 (144 amino acids)
Source: RefSeq, a predicted model, not a curated record
AUGUCUUCGGGCAUGGGUAUAAACAUCAUCUAUUUGAUCGAGAGGAUUGAUCGCCACCCCCGCAACAUGCCAGCCAUAAAACGUAGGGGAUAUGCGGUUGAGGUUGUUGGUAUCGCUAUGCAGGGCGGUUGUACCGCGGACGCUGUCAAGGGUACCGUACUCGACUACAUCCGCGUCCUUAGACGCAAGAUCGAUUUUGCCAGCAAUGCCGAGGAAGUCGCCCAGCUUCGUCACAGGGAGAUUCUCUGUGGUGAUAUCAUCGCCACCGUUUGCGAGCUCAACCAAAAGGCUACUAUCCACAAAAAUGUUGAAGUUGUCGUCAAUCAAGACGCUUUGGUCGAUGAGAACGAUGUCGACAUUGACGACUUCGUUCAUGUCCACGAGAGCAGCGCUGAGGGGUUCGAGGCGGAAAGUGCCGAUUGGGAACUUCUAUGA